Molecule: messenger RNA, 279 nt
Organism: Camelina sativa (false flax)
Lineage: Eukaryota; Viridiplantae; Streptophyta; Magnoliopsida; Brassicales; Brassicaceae
Source: RefSeq, a predicted model, not a curated record
AUGAGCUUUCCUGUGAUUGCGACAUCAUUUGGAGUUUCCCGAAGUGAUAGCCAAGCAGGAGAGAUGAAAGGUGUUUACCUCCAAUAUGAAGUUAAGCAAAGCUUCACCAUUCGUAGACGUGAAAAUAUUGAUCCUGCCACGGAUUCUAAGAAGCUCAAAAGGAUAAUUGCAAACCGUGUUUCAGCUCCAAAUUCAAGGUUGAAGAAGGUUCAAUAUCUAGAUUCUUUAGUGAAGCGAUCCAUGGAGCUUGAGAGACGGAUAAAGGAAUUGCGUUCCUAG